Messenger RNA from Rangifer tarandus platyrhynchus (Svalbard reindeer), 939 nucleotides. The record is from the annotation of a GenBank genome assembly. NCBI's taxonomy places the organism in Eukaryota, Metazoa, Chordata, Mammalia, Artiodactyla, Cervidae.
AUGGAAUACAUCUCUGCUGAAAGUCACAAAUCUAAUCUAAUCAAGUUGUAUAGAUGGCAAACCAAAGCCAAGAAAGAGCAAGGGCUAGGGGACCGGCGGAGGAUAGCACAGAGGCAGCUUCGGAAGGGGCGCCGCUGCGGAGGGAGCGCUGCUGGUCGCCGCCUAGGCAGCCCAAAAGAGAACCAGCCACCGGUUGCAGUGACCGCCCCUGGCCCCCAGCUGCGCCUUGCCUGUAGGCUGCAGUCGCUCUCAGCAGGUUACCGGCACGCCCGAGAGCUCUGGUGGAGGUGCAUUCGGAGCCAGCUAGGGGUCAAGGAGGUUUGCAUUCAACUGAGCCUCUCCUGGCGCUGCUGCUCGCCAGCUACUGGGCGUCAGGGCGGCGGGUUCCUCGGGUCACAAUUGGCGGAAGAUGGAGCCUUAGAGGCUAGUAAAGAGGAGUGGAACUUCGUGGCCGAGUGCCGGAGGAAAGGCAUUCCCCAGGCCGAGUACUGCAAGAACGGCUUCGUAGACACCAGCGUGAGGCUGCUGGAACGAUUGAAAGGCGCUCUCUCGCUGUGCAGAGAGCGCUUUCCAAGGAGAGAGACAAACGGAGCAGUGAGUUUGUGUUUGAACUUUCCGGCGAUCACUGGAAGGGAGUUCCCAGAUUUUUUGAAGGAGCAGACGCAUCUGAAAGAAUGGCACAUGAGCAAUACUCUGAUUCAAAUCAUUCCUAAGUAUAUAGAACUGUUUCAAGCCAUGAGGAUUCUGGAUCUGCCAAAAAACCAGAUCUCCCGUCUUCCAGCUGAAAUCAGUUGUUUGAAGAACCUCAAGGAACUCAACAUGAGUUUCAACCGUCCGAAGAGCAUUCCUCCAGAACUGGGAGACUGUGAAAAUCUAGAGAAACUGGAUUGUUCUGGAAAUCUAGAAUUAACCGAGCUCCCUUUUGAAUUAAGUAAGUAA